AUGCGGGUCUCUUCUCCCGGGACGCUCCGUCUGGAGUUAAAGGACGAUGAAAAAGAGGUCCUUAGGCGACAAAUCGACAUUCCAGAGUCGCAGAUGAGCCGCUUGGCUCUUUUGUAUACAUGCACAACACCCUAUGAAUUACUUCUUCUGGUUAUCAGCUCAAUUGCAGCCAUCAUUGGGGGUGCCCUUCAACCUGUGUCCUUUCUCCUUUUGGGAGGCUUGGCUCAAGCAUUCAAAGAGUUCUUCAUUGGAACGUCUUCAGGAUCGCACCUUUCAUCCCUGGUCGCGAAAUUCGCCCUUUACUAUGUCUAUAUCGCCAUCGGACAAUUUGUUUCGGUCUACAUCUCGACAGCCGGAUUCAUGGUUGGAGGAGAAAAGAUCACCCAAAGACUUCGAGAGAAAUACCUCGCCGCUAUCCUUCGCCAAAACAUCGCAUUCUUCGAUGUCCUAGGAGCUGGAGAGAUCACAACCAGAAUCACCUCGGACAUGAAUCUGAUCCAAGAUUCGUUGACCGGCAAGCUAUCUCUGACUUUGUACUCCUGUUCCAACUUCGGGGCAGCGCUCAUCAUCAGUUUCGUGAAAAGUUGGCGUAUGGCGCUUAUUCUGAUAUCGGCCUAUGUCGCAGAAACUGGAUCAAUGAGUUUCUUCUCUUCAUUCAUGGUCAAGUAUACCCACAAGUCACUGGCGGCAUAUGCAGACGGAUCGACAGCUGCGGAGGAAGCCAUCAGUUCAAUCAGGCACGUAACUGCGUUCGGGAUUCAAGACAAAUUGGCCGAUCGGUACCAAAAGUUUCUCACCCAGGCCGAGAAAUAUGGUCUUAGAAGUCGCAUUGCUCUUGCGGCCAUGAUGGCCGUCAUGAAUGGUGUCAUCUUCUGGACCUAUGGACUGACAUUUUGGCAAGGAUCUUGUUAUCUGGUUGUUGGAGACGUGGAGCUGGGGGCGCUGAUCACCAUCCUCCUUGCUACCUUGACCGGAGCGUUCACAUUCGGUAACAUAGCACCCAACUUCCAAGCGUUUUCAACCGGUAUAGCAGCCACAGGAAAGAUUCUUGCAACAGUAUCUAGGGAAUCACCACUGGAUCCAUCCUCCACCGCAGGAAGAAGACUGGAAGCUGUGUCCGGGACGAUUGAGCUCAAGAGCAUUCGCUAUGUUUACCCCUCGAGACCGGAUGUCCUCACUUUAGAUGAUGUGAAUCUUCGAUUUCCAGCUGGCAAGACGACGGCCAUUGUCGGUGCCUCUGGUUGUGGGAAAAUACUCGAUGGCCACGAUAUCGCGUCUCUUAAUUUGCAGUGGUAUCGCCAACAAAUAGCAAUCGUGACACAGCAGCCCACACUCUUCGCCACAACUGUAUUCCAAAAUAUCAGAUUUGGUCUGGUCGGCACCGAGCACGAAAAUUCCCCUCCUGAUGUGAUAGAAAGCCUUAUCUUCAAUGCCGCCAAGAAGGCGAACUGCUUUGAUUUCAUCUCCGACUUGCCGAAGGGCUUCCACACCAGUGUCGGAGAAAGGGGCUCCUUGCUUUCGGGGGGACAAAAGCAACGAGUCGCCAUCGCACGGGCUAUUAUUAGCAAUCCAAAAGUCUUGCUACUGGAUGAGGCUACUUCGGCUCUCGAUGCCCAGGCCGAGAGGCUGGUACAGGCGGCGCUCGAUGUUGCUGCUAAAGGUCGGACAACGAUCACAAUCAGUCAUCGACUAUCUACUAUCAAGGCGGCAGAAAACAUUGUUGUUAUGUCUCACGGGGGUGUUGUUGAGCAAGGAACCCACAGCGACCUACUUGAGAAACGAUCAGUGUAUUACGAGUUGGUGGAGAAGCAGCGCAUGUCCACGGAGAGAGAUGAUGGCCCCAGUGAAGAAAAGUCCACGUUCGAUGUAGAUGCGGAACUCCCCGGUUCGAAAGAUGAGGGAAAUGAGUCCAACAAGCACGCGUACCAAAUUGACCAGGACCCAGUUUCUGAAGGCCAGGAGGGAGAUUCAGACGGCAAGGCUGACGGCAGAUACUCCUUAUGGGAGUUGAUCAAGUUCGUCGCCAACUUCAACAAACAAGAAACAUUCACAAUGCUUUGGGGCCUGUUCUUUUCGGUCAUUACAGGCGCAGGAAACCCCACGCAGGCUGUAUUCUACGGCAAAGCUAUCGCGGCAUUAUCCCUGCCUCCGAAUAUGUAUGGACAGCUCCGCCAUGAUGUCAACUUCUGGAGCUUGAUGUAUCUGAUGCUGGGAGGUACUGCAUUUCUGGGGUGGGGAGCAUCAGGUCUUUGUUUUGCCUACUGCUCCGAGCGCUUGAUUCACCGUGCCAGAGAUUCUUCCUUCCGCGCAAUUCUCCAUCAGGAUAUCUUCAUGUUCGACAAACCUGUUUUCUCGGCCGGUUCGCUUACAGCGGCAUUAUCCACGGAUGCUACCAACCUUGCUGGGAUGAGUGGAGUCACACUGGGCUCUAUAUUCAUUGUCUCGACGACAUUGGUUGCUGGAGUGGCUUUGUCGAUUGCUAUAGGUUGGAAGCUGGGACUCGUCUGUACCGCAACUAUUCCCAUCGUUCUUACUUGUGGUCUCGUCCGACUGAAACUCCUUGGGGAAAUUGCUCAACAGUCAAAGGCUGCAUAUGCCGCCUCAGCAACCUAUGCUUGUGAGGCAAGCUCUGCUAUCAAGACGGUUGCAUCGCUAAAUCUCGAGACCCAUGUGCAAAAGGAGUACCACACCAUACUGGAAACGCAACGAAAAAAGUCAGUCAUUGUAACGCUAAAGUUAUCCAUGUUUUAUGCGGCUUCCCAGUCGGCCAACUUUCUCUGCAUCGCGCUAGCCUUUUGGUAUGGAGGAAGUCUGGUCAUCCACGAAGGCUAUUCAAUGGUGCAGUUCUUUAUUGCUUACGCUGCGGUUAUCGCCGGCGCAUUCAGCGCCGGAGCGAUUUUCUCCUUUGCGCCAGAUAUGAGCAAAUCCCGUCAAGCAGCCCAAGAUAUCAAAACGCUGCUAAGUCGACCUGUCACCAUUGACGCCCAUCAAGAGACUGGUGAGCAGUUACCGAAAAUGGAUGGCAGCUUAGAGAUACGAAAUCUCUAUUUCCGAUACCCUAACCGACCGGAGAGAGUGGUUCUGAAUGGCAUCAGCUUAAGUGUACAAACGGGACAAUAUAUAGGUCUUGUCGGGGCAAGUGGAUGUGGGAAGAGCACCAUCAUUUCUUUAUUGGAGCGGUUCUUCGAUCCAGAAGCCGGAGAAAUCUUGGUUGAUGGAAAAGACAUUUCAAAGUUGAAUGUCAAGAGCUACAGGAGCCAUCUUGCUCUAGUUAGUCAAGAGCCGACACUAUACCACGGAACAAUUAGGGAGAAUAUCAUCAUCGGGACCGACGACGAUAAUCUUUCCGAGGAGAGAGUCAUCCAAGCAUGCAAGGACGCCAACAUCUACGACUUCAUCGUCUCCCUACCUGAUGGUUUCUCGACGGUUAUAGGCGCGAGAGGCAGCAUGCUCUCUGGCGGGCAGCAACAGCGGAUAGCUAUAGCGCGAGCGCUUCUCCGUGAUCCACGCAUACUCCUCCUGGACGAGGCCACUUCCGCGCUCGACUCGGAGUCGGAAAAGGUCGUCCAGGAUGCACUGAAUGCCGCAGCUCAAGGCCGAACGACAGUCGCUGUUGCGCAUCGCAUAAGUACGGUACAGAAGGCCGAUUGUAUUUAUGUGCUGCACGAAGGCAAUGUUGUGGAACAGGGGACGCACCAGGAGUUAAUGGGGCUGGGGGGAAUAUACUUCGAAUUGGUCAAGCUACAGAGCUUGGAGAACAUUUGA
Molecule: messenger RNA, 3765 nt
Organism: Penicillium mononematosum
Lineage: Eukaryota; Fungi; Ascomycota; Eurotiomycetes; Eurotiales; Aspergillaceae
Product: ABC transporter B family protein
Exons: 7
Coding region: 1-3765 (1254 amino acids)
Biological process (GO): transmembrane transport
Cellular component (GO): membrane
Molecular function (GO): ATP hydrolysis activity; ATP binding; ABC-type transporter activity
Source: RefSeq, a predicted model, not a curated record